Messenger RNA from Linum trigynum, 393 nucleotides. NCBI's taxonomy places the organism in Eukaryota, Viridiplantae, Streptophyta, Magnoliopsida, Malpighiales, Linaceae. The record is from the annotation of a GenBank genome assembly.
AUGGAGUUCAUGCUGUUUGGUGAUGUGAGUGGAGAAAACGAAAGAGAUUACUUCCAGCUCAAGGCAAGACACAGAAGGAAGAAAAGUAUGAAUCUUGGAUGGAAAUGGGAAAGUGUAAGUGGGGAUUAUAAUGAGUUCAAAGCGCCUAUAGUGUGGAAGGAGUCAGGGAAGGAGAUUGAGAUAAGGCCGAAGCAGAACCCACGUUAUUACGCAAGGAGAAGACAAUCGUCGAAAAAGCCCCUAUACGGGAAGGGGAUUGCUUGCGUUUCAGAUGAGCUAGGAAUAGACAAAACAGAGCUUAUCCUCGAAUUCGCCUACAGGUAUCACCAGAGGUACAAAAUGGUGCUCUGGAUUGGUGGGGAGAGCAUGUACAAGAGGAGGAAGCCAUUCUGA